This is a messenger RNA of Bacillus rossius redtenbacheri, 2998 nucleotides long. RefSeq names its product N-acetylneuraminate 9-O-acetyltransferase. The transcript has 13 exons. The coding region runs from base 47 to 2455 and encodes 802 amino acids. The record is from RefSeq and is a predicted model, not a curated record. Lineage: Eukaryota; Metazoa; Arthropoda; Insecta; Phasmatodea; Bacillidae.
GAGUCCCAAACAAUAACAAACACAGAUAACAAACUAAUUGGGUAAAAUGUCUGAAGUAGACGAUAUGCCAAGGAAAAGGGAAAGGUCUGCUGCUGAAAUUGUUCAACAAAUAAACGCUAAAAAUGCAAAGUUAUUAGCGUUUGUGAUGGUCUUAGGAUUUAGUUGUUACCAUGGAAUUCUACAUUUAAGAUAUGGGAUUGAUUCGUGCAAAUGGCUUCUGUCUGACGGCAGGUUCCAAGGCGACCGCGAGUGGCAGCCGUAUGGUUGCAUGAUGCAUCAGUAUAGCCAACUAGACACGAGGAGAUGCCUGCGGUACUUGGCGUACUACGGCCAGCACAACCACUUUGUGUUUGUGGGCGACUCGCGGGUGCGGCAGCUGUACUCUGCGUUCCUGAGCAACGUGGAGCCCGGGGACGCCCAGCGCCCGACCGCGUCGUCCCAGCGGGGGUCCCGGGACCUGCUGUUCGAGGACUCCCAGCUCAUGCUGAGGGUGGAGUUCCUGUGGAGGCCGACCGUGUCCGAGCAGAUGGCGGCGGACUUUCUCCGGUGGAAGAAACAGGAUGAUCCACCGAGUGUCAUCGUAGUGGGAUGUGCCAUACAGACCAUGGUCGAGGGAAAUGGUUCUACAGAUGCCUUGAACGAGUACUCUAUGAACCUUACAUACCUCGUUCAGGCGAUCGAUGCCAUAGUGGAGAAGAAGCGUUACGUGUUGUGGGCCCUGCAGGCGCCCGUCAACGAGGAGAAACUGCCCGCUUCACUCUCCAUGGUGACCAACAAGGAAAUAGAUGUGUACAACAAAGCUGCUGUCGAGGUGCUGCGGCACAGCGCGGCCCAGGUGUGGGCGAGCGCGCGCCUGGUGGCACGCGGCACGCUGGACGAGAGCGCUGACGGCCUGCACCUCGGGCCGCUGGGGCUCAGGCACGCCGCCCAGAUCCUGCUCAACCUGCACUGCAACGACAACAUGAACUUCGACGACGGCACCUGCUGCAGCAGCGCCGAGCCCUACACCGCCCUGCAGGUGGUCACCUUCUCCCUGCUGGGCGUCUGCCUGGCGACGGCGGUGGCCUUGUGGCUGCACCGCCGGUGGCAGCGGUGGAAAGGCACGGCCCCCGUGGCCUUCGCCCCCCUGAGCGAGCACAGCAAGCAGGCGGCGGCCACGGACGCACGCACGCUGCUGGCCUGCCUGGCGAGGAUGGCCGUCAUCAUGGCCUACUUCUACCUGUGCGACCGGACAAAUUUCUUCAUGAAACAAAAUAAAUACUACACACCGGUCAGUUUCUGGCUGCCGUUUGCGUACAUAUUUGCACUGGGCCUGUUUUUCACAGAUGACAGCCGUUCCACUAAAGUCCUUCAUCGGGAGCAGACUGAUGAGUGGAAAGGCUGGAUGCAGCUGGUGAUACUGAUCUACCACAACACCGGGGCCAGCGGCGUGCUGCCCAUAUACAUGCUGGUGCGUGUGCUGGUGGCCGCCUACCUGUUCCUCGCCGGCUACGGCCACUUCUGCCACUUCUGGCACACGGGCGACGCCGGCCUGGUCCGCUUCUUCCAGGUGAUGUUCCGCCUGAACUUCGUGACGGUGAUGAUGUGCCUGUGCAUGAACCGGCCCUACCAGUUCUACUACUACGUGCCGCUGGUGUCGUUCUGGUUCUUCAUGGCGUACCUGGUGAUGGCGCUGCCUCCCCGGGUGACGGCCGCCUCGUCCGAGAGCAACCCCCUGCAGCUCCUCUACCUGGUGCUCAAGUUGGUCGGCCUGUUCGGCGUCAUCACCGUGCUGUACAUGUCCGAGGUAUUCUUCGAGAAAGUGUUUGUCACGCGGCCGUGGAAGGCACUCUUUGUGACGACGGAUGAUGACAUUCAUGAGUGGUGGCAUCGUUGGAAGCUGGACAGAUACAGCAUUUCGUACGGGAUGGUGUUCGCGGUGGCGUAUCUGCUGGCCCAGAGGUACAGCCUCCUGGACGACAACAACCACAGCAACAUCUUCUCUCCACGCAUCGCGCUGUUGGCCACCCUGCUGUUGCUCGCGGGGCUGGGCAGCUACGCCGCCUUCGCGCUGCUCUGCCACAACAAGCAGGAGUGCAACGAGAUACACUCCUACACCGUGUUCGUUCCCGUGGUGAGCUACGUGGUCCUGCGCAACAUCUCGGGAGUGCUGCGCACGCGCCACUCCAGCUUCUUCGCGUGGUUCGGCCGCAUCUCGCUGGAGAUGUUCAUCUGCCAGAGCCACGUGUGGCUGGCGGCGGACACGCACGGCGUGCUGGUGCUGCUCCCGGGCUACCCCGUGCUCAACUCCCUCGUCGCGGCCUUCGUGUUCGUGUGCGUGGCGCACGAGGCCCACCGCAUCACGCACACGCUGGUGCCCUACGCCGUGCCGCCCGACUGGAGGCUCGUGCUCCGCAACGUGCUGCUGUUCCUGGCCGUGCUCGUGCCCAUCGGCAUCCACGACGGCAUGUUCUAGUCCGCGCCGACGCCUGCACGGACGUGACAGCUUUCCUUUUUAUGUCAAGGAACCUAAAAUAAAGUGCUGUGAAUUGAAGUGCUUCUUCAAAUCAACAAUCAAUUUUAUUUUCAUACUUGUUAUUUUUGUGGAGUGCAUUUUGACAUUCCUUCAGCUGGACGUAAAAUGGAGAUGGGACAAGACUCGAAAACUUGAGUAGCUAAAGUUCGACUUGACUUGAAAGUCAAGUUCAUUCUACUCGACAGGACGAGACAUGACAAUCUUUUUCUUAUAACUGGAUACAUAUUUGACAUUUUCGAUGAGCACAAAAUUGCGUACCAUUAUUUUGCAAACACUUUACGGCAUAGUCUCACAUUUACAUUAUCAUAGUUUUCUUAAAGUAUGGUUAAUUUUACAUAAUUACACUGCCCAAAAAAUGUAAAAAGUUUAUUCCGCUAUUUAAGUUUUAGAACACUAGAAAUGACGAUAUUUUGGAAUGACCUACUCUACAUCAUAGAUGUGUAACAUAGCAAACAAACUACGACAAAUAAAUAUUGCUUGGAA